AAGAGUCAUAAACCUUGAAAAAAAAAAAAAACAGAGGCAGAGGGUUGUUUGCCCUGCUCUUAAUCUCAUCUAUAUCAGUACUCCGCCUCCACCCUUCCGCCCCAAUACACACACAAAAAAAGACCCAGCAAAAAGCUCUCAAAGAAGAAGAAGAAUCAAAUGGAGGAGGUGUGCGAGGGAAAGGACUUCUCCUUCCCUUCCCAAGAGGAGCACAUACUAUCUUACUGGUCCCAAAUAGAUGCCUUCAAGGGUCAGCUGGCUCGCACCCAAAACUUGCCUGAAUACAUCUUUUAUGACGGUCCACCCUUCGCCACCGGUCUCCCUCAUUAUGGCCACAUCCUCGCUGGCACCAUUAAAGAUAUUGUCACUCGCUUCCAGUCUAUGACUGGACAUCAUGUCACCCGCCGUUUUGGUUGGGACUGCCAUGGUCUCCCCGUAGAGAACGAAAUCGACCGCAAGCUCGGAAUUAAGCGCCGCGAUCAAAUUCUCGAGAUGGGUAUCGAUAAGUACAAUGAGGAAUGCAGGAGUAUAGUCACUAGGUAUGUCGAGGAGUGGGAGACUAUCAUUACCAGGACUGGGCGUUGGAUCGAUUUCAAAAAUGAUUAUAAGACCAUGGACUUGAAGUUUAUGGAGUCCGUGUGGUGGGUUUUUGCCCAGCUUUACCAAAAGGGACUUAUCUAUAAAGGAUUUAAGGUCAUGCCUUAUAGUACUGGGUGCAAGACCCCGUUAUCUAAUUUUGAAGCUGGUGAGAACUACAAGCUUGUGCCUGAUCCUGAAAUAAUGGUGGCUUUCCCCAUAGUUGGUGAUCCAGAUAACGCUGCUUUCGUGGCUUGGACAACAACACCAUGGACCCUUCCUAGUAAUCUUGCACUUUGUGUCAACGCAAAUUUUGUCUAUGUAAAGGUUCGCAAUAAGUACUCUGGAAAAAUCUAUGUGGUUGCUGAGUCAAGGUUGUCUGAACUUCCAACUGAGAAACCAAAGCCAAAUGCUGCUAAUGGGCCUUCUGGUGAUUCCAAGAAAUCUAAGAGCAAAGGAUCUUCUGGUGAAAAGACUAAAGAUUCUGCAGCAGAUUCCUUUGAAGUUUUAGAAAAAUUUUCUGGGGCUUCACUAGUGGGGAAAAAGUAUGAACCAUUGUUCAACUACUUCUUGGAGUUCUCGGAUGCCGCUUUUAGGGUGAUUGCUGACAAUUAUGUGACAGAUGACAGUGGUACUGGAAUUGUACACUGUGCUCCUGCAUUUGGUGAAGACGAUUACCGAGUUUGCAUUGGGAAUCAAAUAAUCAAUAAGGGUGAGAAUCUGAUUGUAGCAGUUGAUGAUGAUGGUUGCUUUACUGGGAAAAUUACUGAUUUUAGUGGAUGCUAUGUUAAGGAUGCUGAUAAGGAUAUUAUUGAAGCAUUGAAGGCAAAAGGCAGGCUUGUUAAGCAGGGAACCUUUACACAUUCUUAUCCGUUUUGUUGGAGAUCUGAUACUCCUCUUAUUUAUAGAGCUGUUCCAAGCUGGUUUGUGCGGGUGGAACAACUGAAAGAGCAAUUAUUAGAUAACAACAAACAGACCUACUGGGUACCUGAUUAUGUGAAGGAUAAACGUUUUCACAAUUGGCUGGAAAAUGCAAGAGACUGGGCUAUUAGUCGAAGUAGAUUUUGGGGCACUCCCAUUCCUGUGUGGAUUAGUGAAGAUGGUGAGGAAGUAAUAGUCAUGGAUUCUGUUGAAAAACUCGAAAGGCUUUCUGGUGCUAAGGUCUUUGAUCUCCAUCGGCACAAUAUUGAUCAUAUCACUGUACCUUCUAGCCGUGGUCCAGAAUUUGGUGUGCUACGACGUAUAGAUGAUGUAUUUGAUUGUUGGUUUGAGAGUGGAUCAAUGCCUUAUGCUUACAUCCAUUAUCCAUUUGAGAAUGUUGAACUUUUUGAGAAAAAUUUUCCCGGGCAUUUUGUGGCUGAGGGAUUAGAUCAAACUCGUGGAUGGUUUUACACUCUUAUGGUGUUGUCAACUGCAUUAUUUGGGAAACCUGCAUUUAGAAAUCUCAUUUGCAAUGGGCUUGUCCUUGCUGAAGAUGGAAAGAAGAUGAGUAAAAGAUUGAAAAAUUAUCCUUCACCCAUGGAAGUCAUUAAUGACUAUGGGGCUGAUGCUUUACGUUUGUACCUUAUAAACUCCCCAGUUGUUCGGGCUGAGACCUUACGCUUUAAAAAAGAUGGAGUCUUUGGUGUUGUCAAAGAUGUCUUUCUCCCAUGGUAUAAUGCGUAUAGGUUCCUUGUUCAGAAUGCUAAAAGACUCGAGUAUGAGGGUUCUGCCCCAUUUGUUCCUAUUGCUGUCGCUGUUAUUCAGAAGUCAUCUAAUGUGCUUGACCAAUGGAUAAACUCUGCAACUCAAAGUCUUGUUCAUUUUGUUCGAGAGGAAAUGGAUGCAUAUCGACUUUAUACGGUGGUGCCAUAUCUAUUGAAGUUUCUUGACAACCUCACAAAUAUAUAUGUGAGAUUCAACCGUAAGAGACUUAAAGGCCGUACUGGAGAGGAAGACUGCCGUAUGGCACUCUCUACUCUUUAUAAUGUGCUUCUGACUUCAUGUAAGGUUAUGGCCCCCUUUACACCAUUCUUCACUGAGGUUCUUUAUCAAAACAUGCGAAAAAUCUGUGAUGGAGCAGAGGAAAGCAUCCAUUAUUGUAGUUUCCCUCAAGAAGAAGGAAAGAGGGGGGAGCGAAUUGAAGAAAGUGUGGCUAGAAUGAUGAAGAUAAUUGACCUUGCCCGCAACAUUCGCGAGCGUCACAACAAGCCUCUCAAAACACCUCUGAGGGAGAUGGUAGUUGUUCAUCCGGAUGAGGACUUUCUUGGUGACAUAGUUGGCAAAUUAAGAGAGUAUGUACUGGAGGAGCUCAAUAUAAGGUCUCUUGUUACAUGUAAAGACACUUUGAAGUAUGCAUCCAUUCGUGCAGAGCCUGAUUUUAGCGUAUUAGGUAAGCGACUAGGAAAAGCUAUGGGAGCUGUUGCCAAGGAAAUCAAAGCCAUGUCUCAGGAAGAUAUCUUAGCUCUUACGAAAGCUGGAGAGGUGACUAUUGCUACACACUGUUUGAAGCUGACUGAAAUUAAGCUUGUGCGGGAAUUUAAACAUCCUGAUGGCAUGACAGAUAAAGAGAUGGAUGCAGCUGGAGAUGGUGAUGUUUUGGUGGUUUUGGAUAUACGUCCUGAUGAGUCAUUGUUUGAAGCUGGUGUUGCACGUGAGGUGGUUAAUAGAAUUCAAAAAUCACGAAAGAAAGCUGGCCUUGAGCCGACAGAUAUGGUGGAGGUCUACUUUGAGUCAUUGGAUGAAGACAAGUCAGUCAUCCAGCAAGUUUUAAACUCACAGGAAAACUACAUUAAGGAUGCAAUUGGAUCUCCAUUGCUUUCCUUUGACAUUAUGCCGCUCCAUGCAGUGGUGCUUAGCGAAGAGAUUUUCCAUGGCAUCUAUAACAUGUCAUUUAAAAUAAGCUUGGUCAGACCAGCCCUUGUUUUCAAGGCAAAUUCUAUUCUCGCCUUAUAUGCAGGAAAUUCUAAAUUUGCACAAGGCCUGCAGAUUUACCUUCUGUCAAGGGACCAUUCCUGUUUGAAGUCGGAGUUUCAGCUUGGACGUGGCAAGAUAAAGGUUGAUUGCAUUGAGAACUUGGCCGCAGUGGAAGUGAAGCUGGGAGAACAUGUCUUCUUGACAGUGGGUGAUUACUAUUUGACAGAACGGAAGAGCCAUUGAUUAUAUGUUUUAAUAAUCUGUGCCUCCGACUGAGCACAGAGGAUAAAAUCCAAUUUACAGAAAAUCAAAGAGUCAAGAGCUGGACAGAUAUGAUACUUACAGAUGAGAUAGUUAAGAGAGGAAAAUGUUUCAUAUUUUAAAAAAACUAGCAAUCUUUUUGGCAUCUAACUGUUGUGAAGAAAUCUAGAUUCAGUUUUCUAUUUAUAGCCAUUUGGGAGUAUGGUUGCUCAAUUCUGUAGAAAAAUUUUGUUACAAUUAUCAUUAUGUUUACGGUUUGUUUGUGUGA
Messenger RNA from Gossypium raimondii (Peruvian cotton), 4000 nucleotides. RefSeq names its product isoleucine--tRNA ligase, cytoplasmic. The transcript has 27 exons. Lineage: Eukaryota; Viridiplantae; Streptophyta; Magnoliopsida; Malvales; Malvaceae. Bases 160 to 3714 code for a protein of 1184 amino acids. The record is from RefSeq and is a predicted model, not a curated record. Gene Ontology annotation, molecular function: aminoacyl-tRNA deacylase activity; isoleucine-tRNA ligase activity; tRNA binding. Gene Ontology annotation, biological process: isoleucyl-tRNA aminoacylation.